GCUUUUGCACACUUCCCCAAUUAGGGCACGGAUCGACGUCAAUUUGCUAUAAUAAGUCGAGCUGUGCGCGGUACAGCCGGCUCAGUGCAAGGCGCGCGCACUGCCGCUUCAUUAACGGGCGCGCUGUAAUCACGGGGUAGUAAUUUAAAAAAAAAAAAAAAACAACACCAACAACUUUGGCUCGCUUUUAAGCAGCUGAGUGUAUCAGCGUGAUGCACCUGCAGCACUGCACUUCGCCAUCGGCCAGAAAUGCGGCCAGCGACUUUCCUGACGAGUUGUUCGCCGAGCACCACCCCGCGCCGUCCUCCGGCGCCGCCCCAGGGAACCACCCGGUUCUAACAAAACUCCCCGUCGAGCUGACCAGCGAAGGAGACGAGAGGAGCGAGCUCGCGCCCGCGCGCGACACCGCCACUGGGUCCGACGCGCAGCGCACUUUGGAUGGGAACCACGCGGAGAAGCGACACGUGCCUGAGCCUGAGCCUGAGCCGAGCCGAGCGCGCACGACCGCCUCCAUCUCCUCGUCCUCCGCGACCAUGUUCUCAUACGCGGCGCAGCACGGACACACGCUGCCGCAUUUCUCUAUCGCCAAUCCGGGUCACUUCGUGGCGCAUCACGCCGUCAUUCCGAACGGGUCUUACGACGGGGUUCUGUCCGGCGCGCCUAGACAGAACUACACGAGCGCCGGGUAUCCAUACGCGCAGGCGUACAGUCAGGCGUACCAGACCGGCGCGUUGUACCCGCUCUCCCCUGCGCACGCGGGACUCAUGGCCGCCAAAGCGCAAGUGUAUCUCUGCAACCGCGCGCUCUGGCUCAAAUUUCACCGGCACCAGACCGAGAUGAUCAUCACCAAACAAGGGCGACGCAUGUUUCCGUUCCUAAGCUUCAACAUUUCCGGACUUGACCCGACGGCUCAUUAUAAUAUUUUCGUGGACGUUAUUCUGGCGGAUCCGAACCACUGGCGUUUCCAGGGAGGAAAGUGGGUUCCGUGCGGAAAAGCGGACACGAACGUAACAGGAAACAGAGUGUACAUGCACCCGGACUCUCCAAACACAGGAGCGCACUGGAUGCGUCAGGAGAUUUCAUUUGGUAAACUGAAGUUAACAAACAACAAAGGUGCUUCAAACAACAGUGGACAGAUGGUCGUCCUCCAGUCGCUGCAUAAGUACCAGCCUCGAGUGCACUUGGUCGAGGUGAAUGAAGACGGGACAGAAGACUCGAGCCGGACAGAUCGUGUUCACACGCUCACCUUCCCGGAAACGCAGUUCAUAGCGGUCACUGCAUACCAGAACACGGAUAUCACCCAGUUGAAAAUCGACCAUAAUCCGUUCGCUAAAGGAUUCCGGGAUAAUUAUGACACGAUUUACACAGCCUGUGACAGUGAGCGCCUGAGCCCAUCUUCUGCUGACUCCCAGCGCGCGCAGCUGAUGCCGGCCAGGUACGCGGCGGCGAGCUCCCUCCUUCACGAGCAGUUCGUCGGCCAUUAUCCGGGUCCAGGAGGGAGCGUGGAGCGCGCGCUCCCGUUCUCUAACAGCCUGGUAGGCACGGAGCAAGCCGAGGACAGAUGGUUUAACAACAGAUUAGAUUUUCCUGCCUCGACUUACGACGCGGCUGAUCUGACUGGCAGCCUGCCCUCCUUGCUGCCCUAUCCAGCCGCUCCAGGGGUCAAAGGUCAGACGCUUUCCGCUACCCCGACUUCUGGUCGCGCGCUUAGUGGCUACUGCGCCACGCAGGCCGGCUGGGAGUCGCGCGGUGCGGGUCUGCCGAGCUGGAUCACGGAGAGCAGCUUUGAGCGCGCGUACCUGUCCGAAGACGGGAGCACGGAGAAGGACGCAACCGCACCGGAAGUGUCCGACGCGAACAAGGACAAGGACGCAGCGGAUUCGGGCUGGACAGAAACUCCGUCUUCGGUCAAAUCAGUCGAUUCAGGCGACUCGGGGAUUUUUGAGCAGGCCAAAAGGAAGAGGAUGUCGCCCCCGGUUUCUGAGGAGCACUCCCCGCUCAAAACGGACCUCCUUACCGCACACGACGGAGCCCGGAAUAUGAACUACUUCACUUUUUAUUCCCAGAGUUAAACACAGACACCAUGUGGGAUGGAUCAU
This is a messenger RNA of Ictalurus furcatus (blue catfish), 2099 nucleotides long. It is a transcript of the gene tbr1a, whose product is annotated as T-box brain transcription factor 1a. Gene Ontology annotation, biological process: commitment of neuronal cell to specific neuron type in forebrain; cell fate specification; regulation of transcription by RNA polymerase II. The transcript has 6 exons. Gene Ontology annotation, molecular function: RNA polymerase II cis-regulatory region sequence-specific DNA binding; DNA-binding transcription factor activity, RNA polymerase II-specific. NCBI's taxonomy places the organism in Eukaryota, Metazoa, Chordata, Actinopteri, Siluriformes, Ictaluridae. Bases 213 to 2072 code for a protein of 619 amino acids. Gene Ontology annotation, cellular component: nucleus. The record is from RefSeq and is a predicted model, not a curated record.